Molecule: messenger RNA, 1222 nt
Organism: Paecilomyces variotii
Lineage: Eukaryota; Fungi; Ascomycota; Eurotiomycetes; Eurotiales; Thermoascaceae
Product: Triosephosphate isomerase
Exons: 2
Coding region: 154-1008 (284 amino acids)
Biological process (GO): glycolytic process; gluconeogenesis; glyceraldehyde-3-phosphate biosynthetic process
Cellular component (GO): cytosol
Molecular function (GO): triose-phosphate isomerase activity
Source: RefSeq, a predicted model, not a curated record
UUGCUCUCAGCCGUGACAUCACCUCCCAUCUUCAUCUGAUACCACUGCGAGAUCCAAAGUUGUCUCAAAAAGGGAACCGUUGCGGGAGGAACCAUACUCUACCGUACGGUCUAUCGCAGAGGAGGAGGCGGCAAGAAAAACACAGCCAACACCAUGGCCUCACAAUCAUGCCCGGUUCUGCCACAGAACCUCCUGAUCAUCUCGCUGAAGAUGUAUUUCACCCCUAGCCGCACCUUGGACUACCUCCGUACCCUGCUCGAACCGAAGAACGGAAUCGUCCGUCCGCAGAACCGGUCCAAGAUCCUCCUGGCGCUGAUCCCCGACUUCCUAACCAUCUACCCAUGCGCAGAAAUCAUCAAACAAUAUGAAUCCAACCUGCCUGAAUCCGAUCGCUCCUCCGACCUGCCCGCUCCGUUUCUCUUGGGGGCACAAGAUUCCUUUUGGGAACCUCUAGGCGCCUACACCGGCGAAGUUUCUCCGCUCGCCCUGCGCGAGCUGGGUGUUUCCAUCGUCGAAUUGGGCCACGCUGAACGUCGCGCGAUCUUUGGUGAAACGGACGAGCAAACGGGUCGCAAAGCGGCCGCCGUGUGUGCACAGGGCAUGAUUCCGCUCGUGUGUAUCGGCGAAAUCACCGCGCCGGGACCUGUCGCGUCCGAAGCCAUUGGUCUCGCCGUCCGUCAGUGUGAGGUGCAAGUGCGCGCUGUCUUGGAUGCCAUUCCCGCUGAGGCGCCCGUGAUCUUCGCCUACGAGCCUGUCUGGGCGAUUGGAAAGCCUGUUCCUGCGGGCGUCGACCAUAUCGCUGCCGUGGUGAGCGGAAUCCGAGCAGCAAUUGGCCGGCGUCAAGGCGACGUGAGAGUUCUCUACGGCGGCAGUGCGGGUCCGGGGUUGUGGGGAGACGGUGGUCUGGGGAAGGCUGUGGACGGCAUGUUCUUGGGUCGCUUCGCCCACGAUCCAGAGGGGGUCCGGAAAGUGGUCGAAGAAGUCGAACAGAGCUUGGGAGAGUCCUGAUUGGGAAAUGAUCUAAUAGGCCUCUGAAGUCCUAACAAAUGCCUUCUAUAGACCUACAGAAGCUGGCUCUGCGGUGAAUAUCGAAGCAACUUGAAACUACUGCACUCAACUUCGUGAUCUCGGACACGAAUACCAGAUACCAGAAUACCAAAGGAUCGCAACAAAAGCAGACACCGUCCCAUGAACGCCAGACGGAACCACGGAACGGGAGGAU